Molecule: messenger RNA, 723 nt
Organism: Ceratotherium simum simum (southern white rhinoceros)
Lineage: Eukaryota; Metazoa; Chordata; Mammalia; Perissodactyla; Rhinocerotidae
Product: protein FAM187B-like
Source: RefSeq, a predicted model, not a curated record
AUGCUGGCUGUCCUGUGGCUGUUUUGCCUUUCUCUCCCCACUCUGUGGGCCCAGAUAUUAAUAAGCUGUACCUACAAGAGUCUCUGCCAGCAGGCCCUACUCUCGGGCAAUGAUGUUGUCCUUCAGUGUGACUAUCCCAAGGCACUCUGGUACUUCUCUUCCAUUCUGGGGGAGGAUCCCUUGCUGCUAUCCUCAAUGCCUAACGUAAAGAAACUGCCUCGGGGCAGCCUCCAAUUGACCAACCCUCAGCCCUCCCAGACAGGCCUCUAUUACUGCCAAGACAAUGACAGUGCUAUCCUGGUGGAGUAUGAGAUUGAUUUCCAAGAUGUCACCACCCUGCAUGUUACGCACAAAGGCCUGGGCCAAAAGCCCCUGCAGAAUGAGACCCUGAGUCUGGGUGGCAGCGUACUCCUCUUUACCCUCUGGGAACCUUGGCAGGACUGUAACCGCUGCGAGGAGCCGGGUGAGCGCAAACGCCUGGGGUACUGCUACAUCGAGGAGCCCCUGGAAAGACCCAUGCCCUGCUGGCUCUAUCUGAGAGAGGAGAAGGUGCAGUAUAGCCGCUUACGGCCUGAGCUGCAGGUGGAAGCCUGUCUUGUACCCUGCGACCACAUCAAGGAAGUCAAUCAGCCAUACUUCACCUUUGACGUUUAUCAGUUGGGCAAGUUGACCAACAACAUGUGGCUCACCUGCCCCUUGGCCUCCGUCUACAGGUGACUGGAC